Molecule: messenger RNA, 826 nt
Organism: Myxocyprinus asiaticus (Chinese sucker)
Lineage: Eukaryota; Metazoa; Chordata; Actinopteri; Cypriniformes; Catostomidae
Product: homeobox protein CDX-1-like
Exons: 3
Coding region: 1-762 (253 amino acids)
Biological process (GO): cell differentiation; regulation of transcription by RNA polymerase II; embryo development
Cellular component (GO): nucleus
Molecular function (GO): DNA-binding transcription factor activity, RNA polymerase II-specific; RNA polymerase II transcription regulatory region sequence-specific DNA binding
Source: RefSeq, a predicted model, not a curated record
AUGUAUGUAAGUUAUCUUUUGGAUAAGGACACCAGUAUGUUCCCCAAUUCCGUAAGACACCCAAGCCUAAACCUGAACCCUCAGAAUUUUGUACCCGCGCCUCCACAAUAUCCGGAUUUCACAGGAUACCAUCACGUUCCAGGCAUUAACAACGACUCUCACCACAGCCAAACAGCAACGUGGAAUCCCGCGUACCCUCCUCCACGGGAAGAAUGGACACCUUACGGACCGGGGACUGGACCUUCAACCUCGAGCACCGGUCAGAUGGGUUUCAGUCCGCCAGAAUUUUCAUCUGUUCAAGCACCCGGUCUUCUUCCAUCUUCCAUAAACACAUCAGUCGGUCAACUGUCGCCGAACUCUCAGCGCCGGAACCCGUACCACUGGUUGCGUCAGACAGCCCCGCCGUCAAACUCAGGAGGGAAGACCAGAACAAAAGACAAAUAUCGGGUAGUAUACACGGAUCAUCAGCGCCUAGAACUGGAGAAGGAAUUCCAUUACAGCCGUUACAUUACAAUAAGAAGAAAAGCAGAAUUGGCAACAGCACUCAGUCUAUCAGAGAGACAGGUGAAGAUCUGGUUCCAGAACCGACGUGCUAAAGAGAGAAAAGUCAACAAAAAGAAGAUGCAGCAGCCGCAGCCCGCAUCCACAACCACACCCACCCCACCUGGCUCAGCUCUCCCAGGCAAUGUUGCCAUGGUGACAAGUAGCAGCAGUGGCCUGGUAUCUCCGUCUAUGCCAAUGACUAUCAAAGAAGAGUACUAAAGUGAGGAGAAGAGCCAGAUGUUUACUUUUUUAAUACUAUAACAGAUCCCGUUAAAAACAUUAC